Messenger RNA from Symbiodinium natans, 840 nucleotides. Lineage: Eukaryota; Dinophyceae; Suessiales; Symbiodiniaceae. The record is from the annotation of a GenBank genome assembly.
AUGGUGUCCAUAAGUGACUACGAGGUCGUUGAGGCGACGCUUCUGAGUGGCCAGCGUCGAACGCAGCUGCUCGGGGCACAGCCUUUGACCAAUCUGCCAUAUGUGGAUCGCGAGAUCUUCCACUUGGAGCUGUCCAAUCUUGAGGUCAACUCCUUGCACGAGAAGGUCGCAGCAUGUUUCAAGCACUACAUGUUCUGCGAGGGCUUUUCAGAGCGUAUGAAGUCCGAGAAAGCAGCGCGGCUUUGGACACAGUUGGCAGAGGACUACAAAACCAUGCCGCAUGGGCCGGGUGAUCAUUUCUUCAAGGUAAACGAUUCAGGCCUGCACGGUUUUUUCAUCAGAUAUUUCUUUUAUGUGAUGGUCGGACUUGACCCAGAAGACCCUGAAGUGAUGAAGACACUUCUCCCGGUGAUGAAGGGCGAUGUGCCGAUUGCUUUUGAGUAUUUGGUGCCUUUCGCGAAUUUGGGAAUUCUGAACGGCGCUAUCAAGCAGAUAGAUGAUAGGAUAUACAGCAGCCCAGCGCUUUCCGACUUCACCGAAGGUGAAGAGCGCUAUGGCAAGAUGUCCAAACUCGAGCUGGCAAGGCUAACAACCUGCAUUUUUAGAAUGGCCGCAAUUACUGGCACGUUUCAGUUGGCCAAGUCCAUCACUGGCGGAUUGAAGCUGCCACCGUAUAAGGAUAUGGACAAAAUCGACAUACCCGCCCUGUGGGACAAACUUGAUUUGAAGGAUGAUGUUGCCUUGAGGAACUUCUGCUACGAGGCCGCCCGCCUGCAUCCGCCCGUUAGCUCAGUUCAUCACGUCGCUACAGUGACUCGGCGGCCUUUCCAUCUGCUGUAA